AGGACGCAAGGGGUGGAACCGCGAAGCUAGUAGCAACUCUUAGCAUAGCCGAUCUUAGACUAGCUAUGUGAGCGCAUUACAACCAAAAUAGAGCAUUUCAACGUCGUUCUUUAUGUUGUUAGAUAACGUUAUAUAACCACACUUGGUUAUGAUUGGGUAGAGCAACAAAAUACAAACGUUCGUCAACUGGUUUUAAUUAUAUCGGAUCGUCAUGGAUGCAGUGAACGCGUUCAACAUGGAGCUGUUUUCCAUGAUUGACAUGAAGCCUCCAAUAUCCCGUGCAAAGAUGAUGUCUGUAACAAAAUCAGCCAUCAAAGCCAUCAAGCUUUACAAACAUGUUGUCCAGAUUGUUGAAAAGUUCAUCAAGAAGUGCAAGCCAGAAUUAAAAGUCCCUGGCUUGUACGUGGUGGAUUCUAUUGUUCGACAGUCGCGUCAUCAGUUUGGAGUUGAGAAGGAUGUGUUUGGGCCCAGAUUCUUGAAGAACUUCACAGAUACCUUCCUAAACCUUUACCACUGCUCAGAAGAUGAUAAGACUAAAAUUCUUCGCGUGCUGAACCUGUGGGAGAAGAAUGGUGUGUUCGACAUGGACAUCAUUCAGCCUCUGAUGGAUAUGUGCAAUGGAACCAUUGUUCCUGCCCCUGCACUACAAGUUGCCACUCACCCCCAACCAGAGACACACCUUCCCGUCACUAGUGCCUCAGUUGUGUCUGCUGUGCCUCAGCUACCCACUCCUGAUGCCUUAGCUGCUGUGGCCCAGUUAUUUCAGUCCCCCCAUGGUCUAGAGCUGCAGAGGAUGCUUCAGAACUUCCAGCAGGCAGAUAAGACCCGGGCAGAGUCCAUCACAAACACCUUACCAAACCCAGCACAGCCCAUGCCAGUGGCCCAGCUCAACCCGUACAAUGAACACACUGAAAAUAGAAACUCUUUAGCUGAGAAACUCCUGGACAGAUUUGACUAUGACGAUGAACCUGAGGAUAUGAUCGCCAAAGAAGGCAGUGCCCAGUCGCAAGGCAUCCCUGGACAUGUGUUUAACCAUCUUCCUGGCCAGAUGCCCAACACAGAUACUGUUCAUCCACAUAUGACGGGACAGGUCGGUGGUGUAGAGCACGGUGGAGGGUUGAGUCAUGAUGAACAGCAUAUGAUGAACGAUGGAUACCGUUCCAUAAAUGAGGGUUAUUCACAAACAAGGGAAAGUUCAAGAGAAGACUCAUCUAUGAGGCGGGAGGGCAGACACCGAGGCUAUGGCAGGAGAUCAAGAUCCAGAUCUGGCUCAAGAUCUCCCAAGAGAAGAAGGUCAAGAUCUUCAUCCCGCUCAAGAAGGCCAAGGCACCGGCGCUCUAACUCUCGCUCCAAAGAACAGCACUUGAGAUCUCGCUCUGGUUCUCAGGACAGGAAUGAAAGGGAGAAGGACAGAGAGCGCAGACAGAAAGGCCUUCCCAGCAUAAAGAGCCAGACACUCAGUGUUUGCAGCACUACACUUUGGGUGGGACAGCUAGACAAGAAAACUCAGCAGCCGGACGUGAUGUCCCUUUUGGAAGAGUUUGGCCAGAUUGACUCCAUCAAUAUGAUUCCUCCGAGGGGUUGUGCCUAUAUUGCUAUGGUUCACAGACAAGAUGCCAAUACAGCAUUGACCAAACUCAGCAGGGGCUCAUACAAAGUCAAUCAGAAACCUGUAAAGAUUGCUUGGGCUUUGAACAAAGGUAUUAAGUCAGCGCACAAAAAGUUCUGGGAUGUUGAACGUGGAGUUACCUACAUCCCGUGGAAUAAAGUCAAAGUUGACGAGUUGGAGACCUAUCGGGAAGGGGGUAUGCUGGACGUGGAGACACUAAAUACAGAGUGGAAUUAUGGCAAGGACAUCAAUAACAAGGCAGCUGUAAAUGGAGACUUGGAGAGUGUCCCAGCAGAUGGAACCGUCACUGCUCACAUUCAGGUACCACCAGUUCUACAGGCAGCACCCAUAACAAGUCCACCUGCUUUCCCUGGCCCCAUCAUGCUGUCCCCUACGGGGCCUCCAGUCGGAGCUCCAUUCAUCCCCGCAGAGUUUGAUCCUACAAAGUUGGCACCAGCAGGAAAUGGAAAACCUCCAGAAGAGCCCACCAUGGAUUCUAAAGGAGACAAAGGCGAACCCUCAGAUCUGGGCGCAGACAUCAAGCUGGGGUCCCCUACUGCACCAGUGAUGACCUUACCAGGCCCAGGUGUCAUGCAGGGGCCCAGACCGGGUAUGCCCCCUAUGCAGCCUCCUCCUGGGAUGCCGAAUCAUCAUCUACCUCCAUUCCUCUCACCCCCAAACAUGCCACCCAUGCCCCCACAUAUGAUGCCUGGAGGACCCAUGUUUCCACCGAAUAGGUUCAGAAUGCAUAUGCCGUUUCCUCCUCGUGGCCCUCCUUUCCAUCGACCUCCGCCUAUGGGACCAGAGGGCAUGAAUGACACGGAGGGGAGGCAUUUCCGAAACGGGAGGGCAGGGUUUGGGUGCCCCCCCUUCAUCAGAGGGAGGUGGUAGAGGUCGUCUGAAUGAAGAACUUAAGGAAAGAGGAUGCUGAAUCACUGUGAGAUACUGUUAAGUAUCAGGACACCUGGUUCAACAAGGACGUAUGUGAAGAUUUGAUGGUGCAUGAACCUAUAUUUUACACCAGAAGAACCUUUUCUAAGUGUCAAAUUAACACAUUCAGGACACAGUGUUCUGAAUGUGGUCCAUGCUCACUCAAGUUCACCAGAGAAGAAACUCUUUGUUGUAAAUACUGUAUGUGCUUCUAGCUGUUUGAUAUCUUUUUGUAUAUUUUAAGUUGUGUAGUUAAUGCUCAAGUCUAAUCUAAGUAGUUGGAGGUAAAAGGCAAAGUCUGUAUUUUUGAGCUAAUUCUGAUACCUGAGUUUUGUGUAUGGAAGGAGACUGUACAAAUCAAUGAUUCAUACCUUUUUGGUAUUUUGUUUUUACUAAAAACAUGCCUUUGUAACACACUGAUGUUUAAUUCUUUACCAGAGAAGUUGGAUUUCAUUUGAAGCAGAAGAAGAUUUGCUGUCCUGCCAGUAGAGGGUAGAGUUAACCCUGUUACCAAGGCCGACCUCUGUUGUACAUCUUGUAGGAUCAUGUGCAGUGAAUAUAAAAAAAACUGGUACUACCAUU
Molecule: messenger RNA, 3121 nt
Organism: Trematomus bernacchii (emerald rockcod)
Lineage: Eukaryota; Metazoa; Chordata; Actinopteri; Perciformes; Nototheniidae
Product: SR-related and CTD-associated factor 4-like
Exons: 18
Coding region: 212-2500 (762 amino acids)
Biological process (GO): negative regulation of termination of RNA polymerase II transcription, poly(A)-coupled
Cellular component (GO): nucleus
Molecular function (GO): RNA binding; RNA polymerase II C-terminal domain phosphoserine binding
Source: RefSeq, a predicted model, not a curated record